Spodoptera exigua (beet armyworm) is the source of this 2241-nucleotide messenger RNA. Lineage: Eukaryota; Metazoa; Arthropoda; Insecta; Lepidoptera; Noctuidae. The record is from the annotation of a GenBank genome assembly.
CAAAUUGACAAUAGGUUGAUAAAUAUACUUUGACAUUGAAAGAAGUGAACGUACCUAUGUACCUAUUUAAUUGUGGGCAAAAGAGAUAAAUUAUUGUUUAAUUUGAAAGUUACGGCAAUUAAUAAUAUCCAUUGUACACGUUUUAUUUUACUUCUGAUUUAAAUUUUGUGUAAAUAUGACGUCUAAUAUUCCGCUUAUUGUGAGAUUAUUGGCUUCUUCCGUAUCCGUAGCCAACAGAGCUGGAAAAAUUGUUCGUGAUGUUAUGAGUAAAGGAGAAUUGGGAAUUGUUGAAAAGGGUAAAGAUGACUACCAAACAGAAGCUGAUCGAUCAGCACAGCGUUGUAUUGUUGCAUCACUUGCAGCACAAUACCCAAAAGUAAAUAUAAUUGGUGAGGAGGAUGGGCCUGAUAAUGAGGGAGACAUUUCUAGUGACUGGUUAAUUUCUGAGGCUGAUAAAGAAGUGUUGUCGCUGGAGUGUCCUGCCAAUCUUCAAGGUGUUAAAGAGGAGGAGAUUGUUGUCUGGGUUGAUCCUCUAGAUGGAACUUCUGAGUAUACUCAAGGUGCACUAAUGUUGAAGAGAGAUCCAUGGGAAAGAUGGAAAAUGUACUUAACUCAUCCUUUUAUAAGUAUCAAGUGGUAUUUAAGUUUGCUCCAAUCUAAUUAUGGAUUUCUUGAACAUGUUACCGUUUUAAUUGGCAUAUCCGUGAAUGAGAAGCCAGUUGCCGGUGUCAUUCAUCAGCCUUAUUAUAAAACUAUAUUGGGCGGGGAGAAGGUCAUGGGUAGAACAAUAUGGGGCCUCCAGGAAGCAGGUGUUGGGGGAUUUACCCCGGCCCCUCCUCCCGAUUCCCUUAUCAUUACUACUACAAGGAGUCAUUCCAACCCACUUGUUGAGAAGGCGCUGCAAGUCAUGAAUGCUGCCCAAGUGCUUAGAGUUGGUGGUGCAGGUUAUAAGGUCCUACAACUACUGGAAGGCAAGGCGUCGAUUUAUGUUUUCGCAAGCAGUGGCUGCAAGAAGUGGGACACCUGCGCUCCAGAGGCAGUAUUGUCUGCGGCUGGAGGGAGACUGACCGAUAUUCUCGGCGAAUUCUAUAAAUAUGGCGGAUCAGAAUCACGACCAAACAAAACUGGAGUGUUAGCAGCCGUCUCUAAAGACUUGCACAGUUAUGCAUUGAAUAGAAUACCGCAAGAAUUGAAAGAUGCACUUUCUAAAAAAUAGUAUCACUUUUUAAAAGUAUUAAAUGAAGCUGAUGUGAUGAAAUGUAAAUAAAACCAUUUUGAUUUCCUUUUUUUUUAGUAAAUUAUACGUAAAAAGAACAAAAAUCAACAAUAAUUAUACUUAUUCAAAUUAUGAUACUGUUAUAACAUAAAUUGUUUAUUUUGUUUUAAAUAUAUUUCACCUUCUUUGGAGGUAUUAUGAUGGCUGGAUCAUUAAAGCUUGCUUUUAUACUUUUGUAACAUUUUUCUUAAUUCUCUUCGGAGGAUUUUACCCGAAGCGUUCUUAGGAAUGUCUUUGAGGAAUAUCACACCACCUCGUAGAUGCUUCGCUGGUGACACCUGAUAAAGAAUUUGUUAUCGUUAUACGCACGUUCUGAAUAUUAUCAGUACAUAUUUUAUCUUAAGUCCUAAUAAACUCGUACGAUUUGUGUAUGCCGUAUGUGAGUUGACGUAUUUAUAAAAAAUCGCCUAUUUUACACAAAAUUUGGGAUUGAGAAUUACCUUUGACGCAACAAAAUCCACAAGUUCUUUCUCGGUGACUUUGGAGUUGGGUUGUGCCACUACGAACGCUAGCGGGAGUUCACCGGCGGCCUCGUCCGGCAAGCCCACUACUCCUGCAUCAGCUACCCCACUGUGCUGUAAUAGUAAAGCCUCUAGCUCCGCAGGCGCCACCUGAAGUUUAAAUAAAUAAUCAAUGUUCCACUACGAUUUACUAUUGCGUCGUGGGUGCGGUUUCCUCUUUGGUUUUACGUGCGUUUGACGCAAAUUCACUCCUAUAACCAGAAAUAAGAGAUUUCUGCAUCACACAGAGUUCUUCCGAGCAGGAAUUUAACCCGUAAAACAAUGCGCAGGAUUCGGAUGUCCAACCACUGGCCCCGCCAGACGAAAUUAUUUGGUUUGUAUACAAUACCUAUUUAAGAUAAGGUAUUAGUAACAAUAUAAUAAUAGUUGGAAUUAAUUGAACAAAACUGAAGGUACUUAUUAUUAUCACAAGAUAAAUAAUUUAUUUUACAUAAAUUAUUUAUC